AUGUCCAAACCGGAGACCGGACACGAGGAGGAUGUUUCUGUUGUUGAGCCGAUUGGUCUUCUACCUGACGAUGAGCCCAAUACUAUUUAUCAGGUUAGGUGGCGCACGUUGAUGGCUAUUUUUGCGCUGUCGUGGUCGAAUAAUUGUGCUGCUAUUUCGAAUACGACCAAUACCAUCAUCAGUUUCCAAAUUCAGGACUUGGGAGGUGUUUCGCUCGCUUCAUGGAUUGCGAACGCCAAUCUUCUCGUUACCCUAGCUUUUAGCCCGGUUUUUGGAUCCCUCAGCGAUCGCUUGGGCAAGAAAUGGUUUAUUGUACUAUGCAGCAUACUAGGAAUGGUCGGCUCGGUCACCUCCGGCUCUGCGCACAAGACUACCGUCAUCGUGGUCGGUAAUGCAUUGACCGGUCUAGGCAAUGCAGGCUGUACCAUGGGUGUCCCCGCCGCACAAGAAGUAACGCCCAACAAAUUCCGGCCAUGGACAAUGGGAUUCUCGCAGGCAAUGGCAAGUUGCAUGGUCAUCGCAGGAACAAUCGGUGCCGGAGCCUUGGUGAAAUAUCAAACCUGGCGCUGGUCAUACUAUCUCAACGCUUUCGUCUACGGCACCUCGGCCGUCCUCGUAUUUACCUUCUACCACCCGCCCCGACCAGGUCUGCGGCGGCAGCUGGGUCAACGGCGGGAAAUUUUCUCGCAGGUGGAUUACCUGGGCACCUUUCUCUUUGUCGGGUCCAUUGCUUCCAUUAUCAUCGCGUUGACAUGGGGUGGCUCGGCGUAUGCGUGGUCGUCGGCCCAGGUGAUCGCCACACUUGUCGCUGGCUGUGUGGGCCUGGUUUCCUUUGCUGUCUAUGAAUGGAAAUUCACCUCUAGGGGAAUCUUCGACCACCGGAUGUUUGAAACGAGAAACUUCCCCAUUCUGCUGUUUGUCUGCAUUGUGGAUGGCAUGCUGUUGCUCGGUGUUAAUGUGCUGUAUGCCCAGCAGAUCGCGGGCUUAUUCACCACUGAUGCUUUACACAUUGCUGUAGUCCUUACUCCGUAUCUGGCUACUUCGGCCUUUGGAUGUAUCCCGGCUGGAUGGGUUAUGGCUCGAACAAAAUCCUAUCGUGUUAUGCUCGUGGUUGCUCUGCUAUGGUGCAGCCUUUUCACGGGCCUCAUGGCAUUGGUCAAUCCACAGCGUUUGAGUUGGGCGUAUGCCUUCUCCGCGCUGUUCGGCAUGGGAACUGCCGUAACCACCGUCAUUCCAGUCGUGGCUAUUGGCCUUUCCGUCCCAUCUUUCCUGCUCGGGACCGCGGGUACCAUCAGUAUCGCCUGCCGUGCCCUCGGUGGCAUUGUCGGUAUCACCAUCUUCACCACAGUAUAUAACAACAAGAUCGCUGCAUCGACAGCCCAGUAUGUCGGCAACAUUCUCAAUGCCGCCGAUAAAGGAAGCUUUACCGGUCAGGUAGUCGCGGCAGUUCUCAGCUCGAAUCCAAUGGCUCUCGAUGACGUGAAAGGUCUUCCUGCAUCGCUGAUCCCUGCGAUCGAGAACGCCCACUUACAGGCCGAGACUUACUCCUGGCGGUUUGUGUGGAUCGCCAUCUGCGUGGUUGUGGCGGUCAAUGCUAUCGUGGCUUGUUCGUUGCACUCGGUGGCAACCAAGAUGAACAACCAUGUGGAGUCUGCGUUGGAGAAAUCAGAGAUGCGCGACAAGCAGCUGAGGGAGUAA
This is a messenger RNA of Penicillium odoratum, 1698 nucleotides long. RefSeq lists its product as uncharacterized. Gene Ontology annotation, biological process: transmembrane transport. The record is from RefSeq and is a predicted model, not a curated record. Gene Ontology annotation, molecular function: transmembrane transporter activity. NCBI's taxonomy places the organism in Eukaryota, Fungi, Ascomycota, Eurotiomycetes, Eurotiales, Aspergillaceae. The coding region runs from base 1 to 1698 and encodes 565 amino acids. The transcript has 5 exons.